UCCCAGUCGCUCCGCCUAUGGACGCCUCGGAGGGGCCGCCUCGCUCCUGGGAACGAGGGCCGGUGUCCUCCCCGCAGUCUGUGACCCAGUGGCUGCCCUGAGCGACGGCCGUGGCUCGGCAGGCGCGCUCGCUGCCCAGGCGGGGCCUCUCCGCUCGCCUGGAGCCAGGGCUGCCGUGGCCCCCGCUCCCGCGGCGGGCCCGGGCGGGGUCCUUCUAGGAGCGAGGGCGCGGUCCCCGCUGCGCAGAAGCUCGCGCUCCGGCCCUCCCGUCCCGGCUGCGCCCGCGUCCGGUCCGGUUAGACACCCGCCCGCUGACCACACCGCGCUGGAUCCAAAGCAAGGUUCCAAAGAACAUCUUCGUGUUUUCUACCAGCUUCCCAUCUUCAUACAAGGGAGGAAGAAGCGGGCGAAAACCAGACUUCUUCCACGGCCUGCCCAUUUCUGCGCCUUGCUGCGAGGUCGAGGCACCUCCACGGCUGUGAUGGCUCCACAAAGGACCCACUCACUGCUCCUACUCUUGCUGCUGACCCUGCUGGGGCUGGGGCUCGUACAGCCCUCUUAUGGCCAGGAUCACAUGUACCAACGGUUCCUGCGGCAACAUGUGGACCCCGAUGUGUCAACUGGCAGUGAUGGCUACUGCAACUUGAUGAUGCAAAGACGGAAGAUGACUUUGCACCAGUGCAAGCGCUUCAACACCUUCAUCCAUGAAAGCAUCUGGAACAUUCGUAGUAUCUGCAGCACCGCCAAUAUCCUGUGCAAGAAUGGCAAGAUGAACUGCCAUGAGGGUGUAAUGAAGGUCACAGACUGCAAGGAGACAGGAAAUUCCAAGGCCCCUAAUUGCAGAUAUCGGGCCAAGGCCAGCACUAGGCGUGUUGUCAUUGCCUGUGAGGGUAACCCAGAAGUGCCUGUACAUUUUGACAGGUAGAUGCCACCCUUCAGGAGUUACCACCCAGCAGCAGCUUUAACUUACUCCUUGAAGAGCAAUGAGUAAUGCGUUUGAGCUGUCCCAAGCUCUGCCUCCUCUGCCUAUUUCUUAUUCUGUUACUCUAUAUAAACCAUUCUGUUGAAUACACUGCAUCAAAGAGAAAUGAAGACAUAAGCCUAUAGUGAGUCUAGGCUAUUCUGUAAUAAAUUUUUUUGCUUCCUUUUAUAAUACUGGUUAGCUUAGUUCUCAUAGAUUCUAUCCUGUGGAAUAUAGUCAUUAUAUGUAUUCAUAUAGCAUUUCAUAGUGCUUUCACCUAAGUUAUAUCAUUUUAAUACCACAACAUCUCUGUACUGUUGCUGUUAUAUGGAGGAGCCCAAAGUUAAGGGAUUUGCUGAAGACCUGAAUUUAGUGGAAAAGCUGAGGCAAAACUCCAGUUUAACUGGCUACUAAUCCAGGGCACAUUCUGCUUCAUCAAAAGGAAUGUUUUAAAAGUACUCACUUUUUGUUAUUCCAAAAAGUCAGAUGUUAGGGGAAGCAGUAAAAUUUGGAAAUAUAUGCUGGCAAAAUAACAGUUCUGUCUGUAUAACUUGGCACCCUUGUUACAUUCCAGUCUGAUUAGAUCAAGAAAUGAUGCAAAGAACUUUCUUUUUUCUCUUUCCAAACUUUUGAAUCACUCUAACAAGUUAGAGUAUUAAAAAUGUACUAGAUCAUUAAGACUCAUUCACUCUUCCUGACUGAUUUUUUGUGUUUUCCUUGUAAUAAAGGACGUAAGCUAUAGGCA
Molecule: messenger RNA, 1706 nt
Organism: Manis pentadactyla (Chinese pangolin)
Lineage: Eukaryota; Metazoa; Chordata; Mammalia; Pholidota; Manidae
Gene: RNASE4
Product: ribonuclease A family member 4
Exons: 2
Coding region: 482-925 (147 amino acids)
Molecular function (GO): RNA nuclease activity; nucleic acid binding
Source: RefSeq, a predicted model, not a curated record